UGAAUGGCAUGGGCAGCCUGAGGUCGAGGUCCCUGGAUUCGCUCCAGAGCAAGGCCCAGCAGUUCGCGGCGCUUGAGCGGGCGCUGAGCGCCAGCGAAGCCCAGGGCGCGCGCAGCGCAAGGGACUCCACGGAGGACUGCUUUCCCCACUUGUGCCAGGCGCCUGAGCGCCAUCCCCAGUUGGAUAUGGCUGGAGGGGGAAGUGCCAUCGGGCUGGGAGAUCGCCCAACCGAUUUCGACUUUGCUGCAAACAGGGCUGUGCAGGGCCUUGGCACGCCGUUCCUGGCAAUGAACCGCGACAUUGAGGUGCCUCCCGGACUGCUCCUGGGCGGCUGGAGCAGUGGCGGGAGCGGCCAGCUGGAUGAUCCGUGCCAGGGAUGCGAGCUUUUCCCCCGCAGCAGCAGGGUGUCGCUGUGA
Molecule: messenger RNA, 416 nt
Organism: Ostreobium quekettii
Lineage: Eukaryota; Viridiplantae; Chlorophyta; Ulvophyceae; Bryopsidales; Ostreobiaceae
Source: the annotation of a GenBank genome assembly